AACUGUAUAAAUACGAAGUUACAACAUCGGUCGACAGGGGCUUGGAUGCGAUUUGCUUCCAGUCGGCUGUGGUGACCGGGUCUGUAAGAGUUAGAAGACUCACAACUUUAAAACUUUUGUGGAGACAAACGUGAGACUAUUUCGUUGUGAAUAUGGGGGUCGGGGAUGGACGUGACCAGUAUGAGUUGGCGGCGACGUCAGAGCAAGGUGGGGAGUCGAAGAAGAAGAAAAAGAAGGAUAAGAAAGAGAAGGACAUGAAUGAGCUGAAAAAGGAAGUUGAUAUGGAUGAUCAUAAGCUGACCCUGGACGAGCUCCAUCGUAAAUAUGGCACUGACCUGAGCAAGGGUCUGACUAAUCUGCGGGCUGCGGAGAUCCUGAUUCGUGACGGGCCCAAUGCCCUGACCCCGCCCCCCACCACCCCGGAGUGGGUGAAGUUCUGUAAGCAGAUGUUCGGAGGCUUCUCCAUGCUGCUGUGGACCGGAGCCCUUCUCUGCUUCCUGGCCUAUGGAAUCCAGGCAGCCAUGGAGGAUGAGCCCGCCAAUGACAACUUGUAUCUUGGCGUCGUGUUGUCUGCUGUGGUCAUCAUCACUGGCUGUUUCUCCUACUACCAAGAGGCCAAGAGCUCCAAGAUCAUGGACUCCUUCAAAAACAUGGUUCCACAGCAAGCCCUGGUGGUGAGGGACGGAGAGAAGAAGCAGAUCAAUGCUGAGGAGGUGGUGGUUGGGGACCUGGUGGAGGUGAAGGGAGGAGACCGCAUCCCCGCGGACGUGCGCAUUAUCGCCGCUCACGGCUGCAAGGUGGACAACUCUUCUCUGACAGGUGAAUCUGAACCGCAGACGAGAUCUCCAGACUUCUCCAAUGACAACCCCCUCGAGACCAGGAACGUUGCCUUUUUCUCCACCAACUGUGUGGAAGGAACUGCCCGCGGUAUUGUCAUCAGCACCGGCGACAAGACCGUGAUGGGCCGUAUCGCUACCCUGGCCUCUGGCCUUGAGGUGGGCCAGACGCCCAUCUCCAGAGAGAUCGAGCACUUCAUCCACAUCAUCACCGGCGUGGCCGUCUUCCUGGGCAUCUCCUUCUUCAUCCUCUCCAUCAUCCUGGGCUACUCCUGGCUGGAGGCCGUCAUCUUCCUCAUCGGCAUCAUCGUGGCCAACGUGCCCGAGGGACUGCUUGCCACCGUCACUGUAUGCCUCACCUUGACGGCCAAGCGCAUGGCCAAGAAGAACUGCCUGGUGAAGAACCUUGAAGCCGUGGAGACACUGGGCUCUACCUCCACUAUCUGCUCGGACAAGACUGGCACCUUGACCCAGAACCGCAUGACGGUGGCCCACAUGUGGUUCGACAACCAGAUCCACGAGGCCGACACCACGGAGAACCAGACCGGGACCGCUUUCGACCGCAGCUCUUCCACCUGGAGCUCGCUGGCCCGCAUCGCUGGGCUCUGUAACCGAGCCGUCUUCCUCGCCGAACAGACCGACGUUCCCAUCCUCAAGAGGGACGUGGCCGGGGACGCGUCCGAGUCGGCUCUGCUGAAGUGCAUCGAGCUGUGCUGUGGAUCUGUCAAAGAAAUGAGACAGAAGUACCCAAAGUGCACAGAGAUCCCUUUCAACUCUACCAACAAAUAUCAGCUGUCGGUUCAUAAGAACCCCAACGCCGCCACCGAGUCCAUCCACCUGCUGGUGAUGAAGGGGGCGCCCGAGAGGAUCCUGGACCGCUGCUCCACCAUCAUGGUCCAGGGCAAGGAGCAGGAGAUGGACGAUGAGAUGAGAGACUCCUUCCAGAAUGCCUACCUGGAGCUCGGGGGCCUCGGAGAGAGAGUGCUGGGCUUCUGUCACUUGAACCUGCCUGAUGACCAGUUUCCUAAGGGCUUCCAGUUUGACACCGAAGAGGUUAACUUCCCCACGGAAAACCUGUGCUUCGUGGGACUCAUGUCCAUGAUUGACCCUCCGCGUGCCGCCGUGCCCGAUGCUGUGGGGAAAUGCAGGAGUGCUGGGAUCAAGGUUAUCAUGGUGACGGGAGAUCAUCCAAUCACUGCAAAGGCCAUCGCCAAGGGUGUGGGCAUCAUCUCUGAAGGCAACGAAACUGUGGAGGACAUUGCGGCUCGUCUUAACAUUCCUGUCAAUGAAGUUAACCCCAGAGAUGCCAAGGCUUGCGUGGUCCACGGCGGGGAUCUGAAGGACAUGUACUGCGAGCAGCUGGACGACAUCCUGAAGUACCACACCGAGAUCGUCUUCGCCAGGACCUCCCCCCAGCAGAAGCUCAUCAUCGUAGAAGGCUGCCAGCGCCAGGGUGCCAUCGUGGCGGUGACGGGUGAUGGUGUGAACGACUCCCCGGCCCUGAAGAAGGCUGACAUCGGUGUUGCUAUGGGCAUCUCUGGCUCUGACGUAUCCAAGCAGGCGGCUGACAUGAUCCUCCUGGAUGACAACUUUGCCUCCAUUGUGACUGGAGUGGAAGAAGGCCGUCUGAUUUUCGACAACCUGAAGAAGUCCAUCGCCUAUACUCUGACCAGCAACAUCCCCGAGAUCACUCCCUUCCUCUUCUUCAUCAUCGCUAACAUCCCUCUGCCCCUCGGCACGGUCACCAUCCUGUGCAUUGAUCUGGGCACGGACAUGGUCCCCGCUAUUUCUCUGGCCUAUGAGGCUGCUGAGAGUGACAUCAUGAAGAGGCAACCCAGGAACCCCAAGACUGACAAACUGGUGAACGAGAGGCUCAUCAGCAUAGCAUAUGGCCAGAUUGGUAUGAUCCAAGCUCUGGCAGGAUUCUUCGCGUAUUUCGUCAUCCUUGCUGAAAAUGGCUUCCUGCCCGCAACAUUACUGGGUAUCCGUGUUGACUGGGACAACAAAAACUGCAACGAUCUGCAGGAUAGCUAUGGGCAGCAGUGGACCUAUGAGCAGAGGAAGAUUGUGGAGUUCACUUGCCACACAGGAUUCUUCUCCAGUAUUGUGAUCGUGCAGUGGGCUGACCUGAUCGUCUGCAAGACCAGGAGAAACUCUGUGUUCCAGCAAGGAAUGAAAAAUAAGAUCCUGAUCUUCGGCCUGUUUGAGGAGACAGCCUUGGCCGCUUUCCUCUCCUACUGCCCUGGCAUGGACAUCGCCCUCAGAAUGUACCCACUCAAGAUCAACUGGUGGUUCUGUGCCCUGCCUUAUUCCCUCCUCAUCUUCAUCUAUGACGAGAUGAGGAAGCUCAUCCUCAGACGGAACCCAGGGGGUUGGGUGGAGAGGGAGACGUACUAUUAAAGUGUCCCGUUGAACUGCAGUUGGAGUUGUUUUCAUUUUGCGGCAUGGUAGCUAUGCUGCUCUGACACUUAACCUCUGUACUGUAUAUUUGGACCUUGUGUUUUAUAUAGGGAAUGCUUGAAACUCACUCACACAAAUACACACACAUAUACACACGCUAUCACACAAAUACACACACACACACACACACAAAUAAAAACGUGCACACACACACACACAUAAAAACGUGCGCACACACAGUUCUCGAAUAAAUUCAUGCAGACCAGUCGUCACACCUAAGAUUGUGGAAGCGUGUUGUGCCUUUGUUUUAUGAGCAGAACAAAUUUUAUAUGUGUUUUUAACUGUGUAAUACAAAUAAACUCAAAUCGUCCUGUCCCACUAA
Molecule: messenger RNA, 3618 nt
Organism: Clupea harengus (Atlantic herring)
Lineage: Eukaryota; Metazoa; Chordata; Actinopteri; Clupeiformes; Clupeidae
Gene: atp1a1b
Product: ATPase Na+/K+ transporting subunit alpha 1b
Biological process (GO): sodium ion export across plasma membrane; intracellular sodium ion homeostasis; intracellular potassium ion homeostasis
Cellular component (GO): plasma membrane
Molecular function (GO): ATP binding; P-type sodium:potassium-exchanging transporter activity; ATP hydrolysis activity
Source: RefSeq, a predicted model, not a curated record